This is a messenger RNA of Odontomachus brunneus, 2809 nucleotides long. RefSeq lists its product as uncharacterized. Bases 349 to 2172 code for a protein of 607 amino acids. NCBI's taxonomy places the organism in Eukaryota, Metazoa, Arthropoda, Insecta, Hymenoptera, Formicidae. The record is from RefSeq and is a predicted model, not a curated record. The transcript is spliced from 7 exons.
GCUAAAAUGAAGCCGGUGGCAGCUCUCAGGCUUCUCUCUGGUGAAAGUCAGUGAAAGUCGCCUCUGGUGACAGCUGAUGUCGUGCAGGCCGGUAUUGACAUUUGCAUAGUGUUUGCGAUGUGUGUGAUGUGUCCGGCCAUUUCGCGUUCGUGUACGACUGUACACGCAGUUGUCAAGUCAAGAACGAUGUUGUCGUAGGGGCGAGAGAGGAUUUCACGGGCGACUCGUGCGACUUCUUCCUCGACUGUCUGUGAGGUUAUGAUCACCGCCGUCUCAACGUCAAGACCAGCAUUACCGUUAACGCUCCGGUAAUUUCCAAAAUUUCUACGGUGCGCGAACGCUCCCGCGAUGAGAACCGGUGGCAUGCUGGACGGCCGUGAGUUCGGCAAGCGUGUGCGCCGUCUCCUGGACGGCAAUUAUUCCUACCGUAAGAUCCUGCUGUUCGUCUUGAUCUGCGGCGGCCUGCUGCUGUACUUCGGUCCACCUGUCGCGCAAUGGCUUUUCUCCACCGUCAGGGAACCUAUCGAAGCAUUUGAAGAUCACUGCAUAAAUGAGAGACUAGCCAGUUUUUACUUCGAUGCGGCCGAAUAUAAUGUGAAUAUUCUUCAUAACCCACCUAAAGAGAAUGAACAUCCUUACCUGCCAUAUAUUGGAAACGGUGUUUUUGGCGUUCCCAUUUCUCCCGAAGGUUGGCUGUACAUUAAACACGGAAGAGCUCUCUUGCUGCCAGUACAAUGGCAACCAUUGAUCACUCAUCCUAUAUCUAAGGAUAUGUCCUCGUAUCGAGAAGCGACCGUCGUUCAUUUUACAAACGGAAUUGUUUACAAGUACCAGUGCCUUAGAGAGGGAUAUCAUAUAGACUCUCAAUAUUAUGCUCACAGAGGUCUCGAAGGAAUCUUAGUACAGAAUAUAAAACUGGCUAAUCCAUUUCUACUUUCCCAAGAGGUGCCGUUGAAGCCGCAGGAAUCCACUCAUUGGAGUAAUUCUCAUGUAGAACCGAUCAAGAUUCAAAUCGAUGGAUUUAAUCACGAGUACACUUUCGUGUCUGGAUUCGUACCGUUACCCAGUUCGAAUAAGAUAGUAGUGGUAUCGAUUAUUUACAAAGUGCCGCCUGAAAGGGUACAGGUGAAAGCGCGCAGUUCCAUCAAGCUCGAGUUCUUGACGAGUAUACAGUACAGCGAGCCAAUUUCAUCCGAGCAAUAUCACGUGGAACGCGAUGCGACCAAGAAAAGAGCAAUCGACUUGUUGAAGAAGGCAAUCGUGCAACAGCAACGAGGCUUGAGAGAGGAGCAUGUGAAUCUUUGGCAGAAUUAUUGGUACACGAGUCUGCGAAUAAGCGAUUCCAAAGCCGAGGGCGCCAUCAACGGCCACAAAAUCAACUCUACUAUGUAUUAUGUACUGUCCCAAGUGUCGCGGAGUACUCAGGAUGUGGAGAAGAACGUUGUCAUGAACGAGGGAUGUUAUCGAGGUCAUCAUACCUUGGAUGCUACUCGCUUGUGGAAGGAUACCACAUCCAUCGACGCUGUGAACGAGAUAGUUGAAGCAUGGUUGAUAACGUUGGAAAAGCAAGGUUGUCAUCAUCUGGUGACUGGUGGCCCCGCAGCUGUACAGCAAGCCAUCGUGUUGAGUCUCGGUGGUUUCAGAUUCAGUAAUCAACAUCUCGAGUUUAAUAUUGAUCCUCAGUAUCUUCAUCGCGAUUACUUGUUCAGACGUAUAAGUUACGGCAAUUUGACGCAUCUGAAUAUAUCUGUAACAGUCGGCGAGGAUAAUCGCGCAAUAUUAGGGGUAGCGUUAGAUAAGAGCGAUAGUGUAUAUUUCGGAUGCGACGCCGGCUGUCUGGACGCUCCAGUCCCUCUUGGCCAAACCUAUACGAAUUUCCCCGUGAAGUUGACGAAACCGUUAACAGCGAUACUCUACAUAACGUCCGAUCAUCAGCAUAUGCAAGAACUUCGCAACGCUCUGCAUGUGCACGAGGUGGACGAUGCGCCAGCGCACGACCAUCAGGUGAUGGCUCUGCACAAACACGGACAUCAGCUGGGCGGUUUGCCCACGUUGUUUUGGGUUAGCAUAUGUUUUCUGAUAAUUGUGUUCCACCUGUUUCUAUUUAAGCUAAUUCUCACCGAGUAUUAUGGUCAUCAGGAUCGGCAGCGAGUCCGAUAUAAUAAACCGUGAUAGACUGUACGUAAUUUUCCUAUUGCUGCGAUAUGUACAUAUGUAUAUUGUUGCGAUGUGUACAUAUAUAUUUUUCGAACUCACCGUGUGUUUAUCAAGGCUAAUUGUUCUUAAACGAUUCGCGAUAUGGUGUGUAUGCGCAUAUACCGGUCUUAUCGCGCAAAUCAUAUUUUUAUAUAGCGUUAACCGAGUAACUGAUAUAUACUAUUUCGCGAUUGUAAGUUAUUUUUCUAUGCGACUACAUGGCUGAAGAUCGGGGUUUUCGGGGAGUCGGGGAGUCGAGGUUUCAUUCCCGCCGCUGAAAGUGGUCAUCUAUCUACCAGUUUGUUGAUACACUCUACUUUCUAUAUAAGGUUCGUGUACAUAAAGCUUAAGAUGACGUUCACAUUUAACGCCGUGUGAUCGUGACCACGACUGAAACCGUUUAUUUUUACCAAUAUAACGUUAUUCGCGAGAUAAACCGUUCAAUAACUUUCAUAAAAAGAAAGAGAAGUGUUGUUAAUGCUGAUCAGCUGUAUUUAAUGCUGAACGCGCGACAGGAUUAUCGAGCCAGAGGAAGAGAAUCCAUUAUGAUAAUUUGUCGACAACAUUUAUUAUAGAAUAUGUUAAACGUAUAAUAAAUUAUACUACAACGUAA